UGGCAAGGCUUCGUCGUUGACAGUGGGACAGGGAUCCGAGAUGGGCAGUGAAUGGUGGUUCUUCGAGUAUGAAAUUAGUCACCCUUCCCUCCCACAACUCUUGGAUCUGUUCUCAGAAACACAUCUGCAAGGCAGUUAAUCAGGUUGAGCUACAAGUCACUGCAAAACUGAAAUGGUGGUUGUUUUCCAAGAAGUCAGUGCCUUCCGCCGUGCCCUUAAAACCCACUUUUUCCAGCAAGCCGGGCUGGUUUAGGAAGAAAUUUUUUAAAUGUUUAAUUGGUUUGUGGUUUUUUAAAUUUUUGGGCCAAAUUUAUAUAGAUUUUAAUUGUUUUUAAUAUUUGUAUUUCAUGUUUUUAAUUCUGGCUGUGCACCGCCCUGAGUCCUCAGGGAGAAGGGCGGUAUAUAAAUUGAAAAGAAAGAAAAGAAAAAGAAGUCAGAUGGCAUGUUCACCAACAAAGAAAGCUUCAUUUGCUAACCGGGCGGCAGUUUAUUUUUUAUAGUUCCAUGGCUGUUAAAAAAUUGUUAACAACAUACAGUGAUUUUUUUUUAAAAAAAACUUUAUCUUCAUGUAUGGCACAUUUUAGGUAUUUUUAAUGAGUCAUUUAUUAAAACCCCAGAUUUAUUCAAACAUUGUAGAUUUAUACUGAAAAUCUGAGCAUUCUUUGUAGUUACUGAACUAAGGACCAUCUUGCCUUAUUUUACCCUAAGUUAUUGAGCAAAACUAGUUAAUACUAAGUGUAACAUGCAGACUCCCCAAAUUGGGUUAGUUGAGUAAAGUGGUAAAGUUAACCAUGGAAUAAGCAGCAAAGUAUUGACAGCAUGAGUUAGUGGUAUAACACGAGGAAGCACAGGAUUUUUUGAAUCAAGUGAUAUCGUAUCAGUAGAACGCCUUAGCCCAAAAAAGCUUGAUUGUGCUCUCUGCUCUAUUCCUUGUAGUGAAUCUCUGCACAGAAUUGUCAUUAAGAUCCAAGCAUUUUCUAUGGUUCCAAUAAUAUUUCUAUAGAUUGCCAGCAAACUUAUUAGAUUUCAGUGAAUUUCAUUGGGUCUCUGAACCUCUCUUUUUUCCAGUGUAGGUGGACAGCCAAAAUAAUUAUCUUAUUAAAAACAUACAGUGAAGCAAAAUAGAUUAUUUUGGAUUGUAAAAUGAAUUGCAUCUCUCAUUUAAAUUCAGAAGGGAAAGGCUUUUUGAAUCAAAAAGUUUGGAAAAUGAUAUAAUUCUUUUUUCCUUUGAAAGACACUUGGAGGUUUUUUUUUUUUUUUACAAUCAUGAAAUCCUCUACUAGCAAUAUAUGUUUUUGGAAAGAAUGCUAUGUAUUAGACUAGGGCAUAACUGAUAUACAAAAUAAUUUUUAAAAUCCUGUUGAUGUGCUAAAUCAGUUUUUUGUACCUUUACAGAAUGUCUCUGGCUGCUUAUUGUGUGGUUUGCUGUAGAAAGAUAGGAACUUUAGGUUCAACAUGGAAAGUUGAUCAAUCAUGGAAAGAUAUCAGAAAAAUUAUGAAGUUAACUGGCUCACUUAUUCUGGGUGGUUGUAUAUUUGUUACUUAUGAAGUUCUGACUUUAAGAAAAUUGUUCAGUUUUGAUACCCAAGUGGUACAACAAGAAAAACUGAAAUCCUACAUCUACUUACAAACAGUUUCUUUAGAUCAAAGUGACUAUCAAGGAGUGAUAUAUCAAGUGAGAAAGAAGCUUCACCGAGCAGCCAAGAAAAUUAUAGAAAUGCAUGCUCGAAUUUUCCAAAAGCCCUUUGAUGAACGCUUCAGCACACUUGAUGCAGAAGAGUGCGAUUAUGCCUUGUGGCUGCUUGUGAAAAGAAGUCAAUCAAAUGAUAAAAUGGUCCGAUUACAAGCUGUGCAGGAAUUGGCCGCUAAUCGUUACUGGCAUGAUUAUCAGUACAGGACAGUUGCCCAAACAAGCGACCAGAGAACUGCCAUUGCUUUAGCUCGGAGUAAAGACGUUGAUCUGAGAUUUUUCCUGCCUCCGCAUCUUUUACUGAAUCCAAAAGAGACUUGUUGCUUAGAAGAUGAACUUCGACUGCUACUGGCAUCUUUACCUCAAACAGAUCUUGACCCGUGUGUACAGUAUUUUACCUCUUUAGCUUUAAGAGAAAGCAGCCAGACCAUAGCUGCCCAAAAGGGGGGCUUAUGGUGUUUUGGAGGUAAUGGUCUUCCAUAUUGUGAAAGUCUUAGUACCAUACCAGCAAAGACAGUGGAACUCUUCUGUCUGCAAGCUUUAGUGGAACAUUCCAAGAUCCCUAGCCAUUGUAAUAAAAUUGAAGCAAAUAAGGGACUUCAACUCCUGCAAAAGUUGUAUCACCUUCAUAGAGAUUCUCACAAAAUACAAAGAAGUAUCAUUCACAUAAUUGGAAAUAUGGCACUAGACGAACGUCUUCAUGCAUCAAUAACACGUGCAGGAUGGGUUUCUAUGCUAGCAGCUAUGAUGAAGUCUCCACGCAUCAUGGAAUCCUCUCACGCUGCAAGAGCCUUGGCUAAUCUGGACAGAGAAGUGGUGCAAGAAAAGUACCCAGAUGGUGUAUACAUUUUACACCCACAAUGUCGAACCAACGAGCCCAUUAAAGCUGAUGUCCUUUUUGUUCAUGGCCUUUUGGGAGCGGCAUUUAAAACAUGGAGACAACAGGACCUUGAGUACUCUGCAGAUGAGAGAGACAUGGAUGCGGAAGAUGACUACAGUGAAUGUUGGCCAAAAACUUGGUUAGCAUCUGACUGCCCAUCACUUAGAAUUAUUUCUGUGGAAUAUGAUACCCACCUUAGUGACUGGAGAACCAAAUGUCCCGUAGAGAGCUACAGAGAAUCUCUUGCAUAUCGAAGUACUGAGCUUCUCAAGAAACUAAGAGAUGCUGGGAUUGGAGACAGGCCUCUCAUAUGGCUAUCGCAUAGCAUGGGCGGCCUCUUAGUCAAGAAAAUGCUGCUGGAUGCUUCCAUGGACCCUGAAAUGGCUUCUAUAGUGGACAGCACACGGGGAAUUGUAUUUUACAGUGUUCCUCACCAUGGCUCCCGGUUAGCUGAAUAUUCCGUAAAUAUUCGAUUUCUGCUCUUCCCUUCUGUGGAAGUCAAAGAGCUCAGCAAAGAUUCCCCUGCCCUGAAAGCACUGAAUGAUGACUUCAUCUCAUUUGCCAAGAACCAGAACUUUCCAGUGUUAAGCUUUGCAGAAACGUUGCCAACACGAGUUGGCAGAAUGUUGAGUCUGCAUGUCGUGCCAGUGGAAUCUGCAGAUUUGGGCAUUGGAGAACUCAUUCAGGUAGAAGUUAGCCACCUCAACAUUUGCAAACCGAAAAACAAAGAAGCUUUCCUGUAUCAACAAACCUUAAAGUUUAUUCAAGAUUCUCUAAAAAGGGAGCUUGGAAAUCACUGAACUGCAACGCUGUGCAUAUUUAUUGUUUUACUGGAGCAGUUACACUAACUUUUCUUUGAAUCUGGGCCUGUCCUUGGCAGGGCGGCUGUUUUAUUACACACAAGCUGUUUUUUUUUUUUUUUUUUUUAACAUUGUCUAAUGGGAAACCGCGGGUGUAUUUCUGGGGUUGUAUAUUGUACAAAGCGUUUUUCUUCAUUUUGAGUUCCAUUUAAUGUUUGACAAGGAAAGUUAUCUGGGCUCCUAGAAGGUCUUUUCAUUGUUUUGUAAGCAUGUGUUUUACCCAAAGAGAUCUUCAUUCUCUGCUCAAUAUACUGUAGAAACAAAGCUGCUAUGCCAUUAAUGAUUAUCUUAUACUACUUUAUACUACUAGUGGGUGGGGGCACUUGACCUUGUAUAUACUGUGCAUACUGGAGAGCAAAUGCACUAAUACCAUAAAUCUACUCUCCCAUGCUGAUGUACUGAUACACCCACAUUGCAUGAUAUCAAGUUCUUUAUGGACAUUCUGAUAUUUUAAAUACAGUAGAAAAUAUGUGUAAUGACCAAUGAAUCUGGACCCUAACCUGUGUUUUUGCAACUGGAUGCCAACAGAAAACAAGGGUAUACUGUAAAUCUGCUAUUGUACAGUGUUUGGAAAGCUGUUACAAGCCCAGAAUUAUUUACUCCAAAGAACUGAACCAGUUUCUUAAUUCCAUGACGACAGAUUUUCCUGUGGUCAUCUUAUACCAAAAUGCCUCAUGAAGUAACAAAAAUUCAGAAUUGUUGCUCAAUUCUGCAUAGAAGGCUGGAUUAGUCAAGGGCACACUCGAGAUAAAUCACAAUUAUGUCUUUACCACUUAAAUUUUUGUAAAACUCAGAAGAUAAAAAUUCAGUCUCAAUGUAAUCUGAAUAGCCUGCCAAAUAUAUAUUGCUAUAUUGAAAAUGCGAAACACUCCAGGAGGGUAGAAAUUCUUCCCUUUGGCUGGUGCCAUUUAAGUAUUUUGAAUCUUAAGUAAUAUAAUGUAUAAAGCAGUUGUUCAGUUUCAGCAUGAAGCCAAACCAUGGCUUUAUUUUUCAUGUAAAUGAAAAAAAAAUCUUCCUGAAGAUUGUCCUGUUUUUAUAUUCCAUUUGCUUAACAUUCCAGUGGUAAAACAUCUGCCAUAAUUGUGAGUUGGAAGCCACCACUGAUAUUGUCAGAUGUUUCAAACCAUGGCAUGGAGUUAUAUAGAAAACCUUGGUACACCUUGUCUAUGAUUUAGAAUGAUAAAUUAAGCCACUAUAUUUGUAGCAAAGCAGAUUCCUUUUGUAGACAAAGGGGAAAUGGUUAGCCAUAUCAAUUGGUUGCAUUUCCUUGUGUCAAAAACAUUUUGUAACUUUCAGAGCCAUCUGAAGUAUAUAUUCCCAUUGCCACCCCAAACAGCAUGUAAUUUACCUACUGUAAUAUUUUUUGUGUGUACUAAAUAGUAUUUUGUGUAUACUUUU
Pantherophis guttatus is the source of this 4828-nucleotide messenger RNA. The record is from RefSeq and is a predicted model, not a curated record. Lineage: Eukaryota; Metazoa; Chordata; Lepidosauria; Squamata; Colubridae.